Coniosporium apollinis CBS 100218 is the source of this 576-nucleotide messenger RNA. RefSeq lists its product as uncharacterized. The transcript has a single exon. NCBI's taxonomy places the organism in Eukaryota, Fungi, Ascomycota, Dothideomycetes. The record is from RefSeq and is a predicted model, not a curated record. Bases 1 to 576 code for a protein of 191 amino acids.
AUGACCAGCCUUGUCCAAAUCCGGGAAUGGAGGACGACCUUGAACAUCGCCCAUGCCCGGAUUGCGGCGGUCCGCCCUACUUUGAAGACGAAGAGGAUGGUCCAUACGGAUACGCUGAGCCAUUCGGACGUGGGGGUGGGUCGUUUGGACAGCCCGGUGGACCAUUUGGACAAGGCGGUAGGCCAUUCGGUUACGGUGGUGGCUUGUAUAGACAGGACUGGCCGUUUCAACACCACGGUGGACCUCUCGGACAGCGUGUUGGACCGUUUGGCCAGCGUGGUGGGCCAUACAGACGCGGUGGUGGGCCGUACAGACGCGGUGGUGGGCCGUACAGACACGGUCGUGGGAUGUUCGGCCAGGGUGGACCGUUCGGGCAGCGUGGCGGUUCAUUUGGACGGUCGGGACCAUUUGGAUACGGCGUUGGCCCGUUCGAGCGAGGCGGCAGGCCAUUCGAGCGAGGCGACGGCGUAUUCACGCGGGACAGAGGCCCAUUCGGACAACCGGGGCCAUUUAAUCGGGAUGAUGGGCUACACGGGCAGGGAAGGCCAUAUGGAGAGCACGAACCGAACGGACUAG